Besnoitia besnoiti is the source of this 10431-nucleotide messenger RNA. RefSeq lists its product as uncharacterized. The coding region runs from base 1 to 10431 and encodes 3476 amino acids. NCBI's taxonomy places the organism in Eukaryota, Apicomplexa, Conoidasida, Eucoccidiorida, Sarcocystidae. The record is from RefSeq and is a predicted model, not a curated record. The transcript has a single exon. Gene Ontology annotation, molecular function: protein binding.
AUGUCGUCUCCUUUUGACGGUCUCGCUUCUUCGCCUUUUCUUUCUUCGCCUCUCGUUUCGUUUCAUGUCUCGCGCGCUCCGCAUCUUUCCCCAUGGCAGCAAACGAUGGACUCUUUUCAUGGAGGCGCCGCGGAGAACUGCGAGGAGAGAAACGGGGAUGCUAUCCUUUCGGGUGUAACUGGGGCGCCUGCAACUGCUUCAGUGUCUCUCUCUCUGCCUCGAUUCUCUUCGCCUCUUCCUCCGCCUAGCGGGGAUCCUACUCUUGUGGCUUCCUCGUCGCCCUCCUUCGCGUUUGCUGUCUCCGCUGGCCCCGUAGACUCGAGGCCACCCCCGACCGCGGACCUGCCGUCCCUUGCCUUGCUGACAGCCACGCCUCCAGAUCCCCUCUUGCGUGCCAUCGGCCCUGUCUCCGCCGCUUCUUCCCGCGGAGCUGCAUGCAGCCGAGCGAGCGAGCUCUCAGAGCACCCACUAGAUUCCUCCUCGCGUCUACUGCCCAGGGCUGAAUCGGGGCGGGCCCGGGGGGACUGCGGAGUCCUCAGCCAACCGAGCGUUGCCGAGUCUGUCUCCACUUGUGUCGCGCGGCUCCACGCCGCCCACGCGGAGGGCGAGUGGGCGGCCAUUGCGAGACUUGAAGGCGACUUGCGCAGAGCUCUCCUUCUCCCAGCCUCUUGUCCGCCGCCGGUGUCUCCGCGCCGCCAGGAAGCUGAAACGAGCCCCCGAUCCGCCGUCUGGGCGACUGGCCCCGACGGCUGGCUCCAAGGGCUCUGCGGAGAGGAGGGGGAGCCCCUAGGCGGCGUGAAGACCCACGUCGAGAACCCAGAGACUGCGGACGCGUCGGUUUCUCUCCUCGCCGCGGCGCCUCUGUCGCCAGGCGUCCUUGCCUCUUCGCCCUCUGACGACUUCGCGGACUAUGCGAAAGAAGAAGUCGGGUUGUUGGCCGCGCGGGACUCCCGCGCGGUCUCACCAGGGCGCCUUGACCCGGCGAGUCGCGGGUCCUGGGCGCGCGACCCGCCGGGUAGUCACGCUCCUGCCCACGCGCAGGCCCUCUUUGCUUCGCCGCGUGACGAGAUCCUGGGAGCCGCGAAGACGGCGUCGCCACAGUCGUCCGCCUACGAGAAAGCACUGCUCGCAGGUGGCGCCGACGGCAGGAGGUCCUCGUCGCCGUGGAGGGAGCCCCUGGGCUGCCCGGGCUCGGCGCAUCCCAGGGCGGCUUCGCUGAGUGGCGCGGGGCGUGGCCCCAGUGCGAGUUUCUCGCGCCAUCCCUCAAAGCACAACUCGUCUGCAUUUUUCCAUCAACUGCGGCUGUCUCUCGCGGCCCCCGGUCGCUCGGUGUCGCGACUCGGGCUGGCUGGCGCCGAGAGCGAGGCGGAAGACGAGGCUUGGGACGAAGCGGAACUCGAGGACCUCAUCGCCGCGAUGGCAGAGAGAGAGGCCCGCGGGAGGGAGCACAUCAGGGCGAGGCGCCUGACCCGUCUCGCACACGACGCGCGCCUCGCGUUCUACGCCGCGGCGGUCGACGCGGCGCUUCACCUGCGGAGAUUCGCCGCAGCAGAGGCGCACAUGAAGGAGCUUCUUGGAGGUCGCGAGGCAGGCGAAGCGACGCGCGCUUCUGGCGUCCCUGGCAGGGAGGCGUGCGCGGGCGGGCGUCGCCACUGUCCGCUGGCUUCUCUCGGCGCCUUCCGGCGCGCGAGAGCGGCGCAAGCUGCGGCGGUAAGGAGAGCUCAGGCGGGUGGGCCCAGCGCCAGCGGGAGAGGAGAGAUGCCCUCGAAGACUGGAAACAAGGAGGCAGGAGAUUCAGUCGCUCGGUCAUCUGACAGUUGCGAGGCAUCCCGAGCCCAACUCCAGAGCUCCAGCGGGGGCGAGUGCGACUCGCCCAUGCCCGCUUUUUCGCUGCUGCCUUUUCUGCAUAGCUCGCCCACGCAGGGCAGGGAGGGAGAGAGCCACGGCGCGCCUGCAGAGCUCUCGAGGGCCUCGGCGGCAGCCAGCUUUCCCCCGCUGGAUGUCUGGCUGCUAUGGCUUAAAACGCUACUGCGAGUUGCAUCGUUCAACGAGCUGCAUGAGGCCCUCGGGGCGGCCCCGCCAACAGCCAUCUGGGCUCUGGUUCGUACGUUUCUGCCUUCCUCCGGCACCUCGUGGCCGCUUCCUUCACCAGAAAGUCCCUCCUCGGGGCCGCCCUCGAUGUGUCCGCUUGAACUGCAGCUUUCGCUACUUCUCUCGGCUGCGCCGCCGCCUGUACCGGUCGCUUGUCGCGCUCGUGACGCGGCUGUGACUCCGUCGUCUUCAGCUCGUCCUGCUCAUCAUUUUUCUUCCACGUCUCGAUGCGACGGGCGCCACGCCGAUUGGCCCCCGUCGUCGCGCCCGUUUGUCUUUCUCUCUCCAUUUUUUUUCUUCCGUAAGUUUGCGCGCCUCCCGCUCGCCCGGCAGCUCCUUGUCCUCGAGGCGCUGGCGGCCAUGGGGCUGCUCUGUGGGCUGGCGCAGCUUCACAGCGUGGCGGCGGGGCUCUACGAGCUCCUUCUGCUGCUCAGCUACUCGCCGGGGGCGCUGGCGGCGAAGCAACGCUGCCCGCGGCUGCCGGUGGCCGCGGCGGCGCGCCUGCUGCGCCUCCAGGAGGCCCAAGCGGCUGCGCAGCCCGAGGCGCUUCUCUCCAUUUGGUCGGACCUGCGACACGUGCCGGCUGGUCUGGGCGCCGGCAGAGAUGCUGAUGAGGCGAGCGUCAGCCUCUUCCUUCGAGGCCUGCCCCGCUGUGUGGAGGCCUCGCAGCCGUCUCCCUCUCUGGGCGCGCUAUUUCUCGCGCUGUUGCCGUCCUUCUUGGCUGCCUUCUGGGACAGCGCGAGGCACUGCCGCCGGCUGGCGUCGCUUGCGAGCCCUCUGGGGACGGUGCUUGAGUUCGCGGAUGUGCAAUACCUCGCCUGCAGGCACUCGCGGCUCUGCCGUCCGCUGCCUUCGGAGUUCUUCUUUGCACUGUCGACCCGCUGCUGCGCCCAACUCGGGCGGUCGCGGCCCGCCAGGGGGUCCCGCCGGGAGACCUCCCGCGGCCGCAACGCCUCGCCGGAUCGCUCCUUUCGCAUCACGCCUCACCCGUCGGAUGCCGCUCGCCAGGAGGGCGCGGCGCAUCACCUGGCCGUUGGCGGCGUCUCCGCGUCUCUGGCUGUUUCGAGUCCCUUUGCGGGCGUGUCAGGAGGCGUCGGUCAGACCGGCGGGCUGAGCGGGGGGGGCGGAUCCGCGGCCGGCUCGCACGGGGCCACUCCCUCUCGCCAGGCGUCGCACGGGACGGUCCCCACCCCGGACCCAGGCGGGUCUCCGGGGGCGCGAGUCCCCCACGGUCGGAAAACCACCUUUUUCCAGCAUCUCUUGAGCCCCCGCGAGUAUCUGCUGCACGGGCUCCACGCCGGCAUGACGGGCGAUACCGGCCCCCGAGGCGGCGAGACAGCGCCGACGCUGGAUGGCGCCAGGCUCACGCCCGCUCUGGAAUCUCCACUUCUGGUCAACCGGGCUCUGCUCGCCUCGCUGCAGCUCGGCAUGCGACGGGGGCGCUCAGACGCGGUUGACGGAGGGUUGGUGCGGGGCUUGCUGGCUGACCCGCUCACCCCGCUGGACCGCGAGACCCUUGUCGGGCUCGGCAAGCUGCGGCGUCGCGCCUGGCUGGCUAUGCUCUCUCUUCUUCUGGGCUCUGGGGCGUCGUUGAGCACGCUGAGUAGCCGUGAGAGGCGCCUGGCGUAUGUGCGGCUUCAGCAGCGAGAGCUCGUCGUCGCCCAGCUGCGCGGGGCUGUGUCCGCAGCUGCACAGGCCUCAGCCGGCCUGCCCGCGGCCCAUGGAGGCCCGUUAGGAACCCGUGGGGUCGCCGCGCUACCGGCCGCGUUUCAGGGCGGCGGAGACGGAGGCACGCGGGACGGGGGGUAUGCUUUUCUUUACAGGGGGUUUUCGAGGCUUGUUUUGCAGGAGCAGGCAGUCCACGCAGACGCGAACGCGCAGUCGCCAACGGCCACGCUGCGCUCGGGGUCGCACGAAAGCGCCUCGCAGGCCACCCCCCGCGCCCGAGGCAGACGCGACGGAUCGCACUACAUCGGCGACACACUCUGGAAGGCACGGCGCUCGAAGUGCAGCUCGUCACCGUCUCCGGCGCGCGACGAGGGCCUCGCCGAGAGGCCGGCGGAGGGCCUUAGGGAGCGCGACCCGCCUGCGAAGCGUGCGCGCGCGAUUCUGUGGAGGACGUGGCGGCUGACAGACGAAAGCGAAGAAGAGGCGGAGUGGGCGAGCGUGUUCGUCGAUCCCCACGCCCCCACGCCGUCCCCGGUCCCCAUUGGCGGCUCUGCCGGCCCCGCCGCGACAGAUGCUCUUGCGGCACAGAUUUCAUCCAAGCUCGCGCUUCGCGCUGCAGGCCGUGUCUACGCGGAGGCCGCGCGGACCCUCUACGUGUCGAGCUCGCUCCUGUCCUUCCUGCCGGCGUGUGUGUUUGACGCGCGGUUUUUCUUUUCUCUGCAGCUGGAGCAGCUGAAGGAAUUCGAGAAUUACCGCGCGAUGCCUUUCAAACAGGGCCGCCUCGCCAAACUUCUCGCGCUGUGCUGCUGUCGAGGAGACGAUGCAAGCGGAGAUCCCGUCAAGCUGUUCGCGGCGGCGACGGUCUGUGCACUGCGGCGACAGGAGAAGAAAGCUCAGGCCCUCUACCGAAGCGUCCAGAGCGAGGGCGGAGGCCUCCUCGCGCUGGGCGACGGCUCCGGCGGCGCUUACGCGGCGAACACCGCGGGGGGGGAUCGUCGUAGUUCGGCUAGAGACCGAGGCAACGGCGGGCGAUGGCAUUCGAAGAAGGAAGUUGUGAGCGGCCUCGCGGAGGCCUCGCGAGAAGCUGCGCGGGCUGUGGCGUGGGCUCUUGAGGCGCAGAGCGCCCAGCGGGUCGAGCGCCCGGGUGACGACUGGACUUCAGCGGCCGGCACGGGGGUCUCGCGGUCGCGGAUCUCGCACGCAGUUGCCUGCGCCGAGCCCAAAGGCAGGGGCCGCCUCGCGCGCGAGCACCGCCUCGACUCCGGGGGAGAGUCGGCAGCACCAGUCAGAGGGGAGAUCGUGCCGGCGGGGAGUCCGGGUUUGGCUGCGGACGCGCAGCACGCUGGGCGAGGUCUGUCAGCGGGCGAAGAAGAGGACGGUGAUGUCCCACUCGAUGAGGAUGAAGCUGCCCUUUUGUGGGGUGGGGGCACACGCACGGGCUCGGCAGUCAUCAAUAGUCUGCUCGCCUUUCUCGUGGACGCCGCAGACAUGUACGCGCUGCUCCUUCUGCCUUACGCGUCCUACUCGACUCGCAGCGGCGAGCCGGUUUUUGCCCUCCGCCUGGGUCACGCGGAAGACGCGGAGGCGGCAGGCGUCCCUUCUCCGCCCCCUGCCCCCCCUCAGGCGUGGACGGGCGCCGCCCUCGUGAAGUGCGGCCUCCGCGGCCGAGCGCCGGGCGGGGACGAAAGCGACGCCGGCGGCGCGUUGGGCGAGGGCGUCGCGCUGCCGCAGCUCGCUGGCCUCCUUGAGCAAACCGUGCUCCUCUCCCUCUCCUCGAAGAUGAACGAGCCGCUGCUGCGGCUUCUCCUCGAACGCCUGGCUCUCACGCAGCUCUUUCAGGGGAACUUUUUCCUAGCCCUUGCGGCGUUGGAGCAGAUCGAAGAGCGCGGCUCCUCGACGCUUCGGUCAUUCGAAGACGCCAAAGGAGGCCUUCGGCUUAUGGACGAGGGCACAAUCGCCCUCUUGUUCGGCGAGGGCAACGCUGGGCGCUUCUCUUCUGGCUUUCUUUCGUCUGUCAAGGCGAAGCUGCUGCUCGUUCACCUCCAGCGGCCGAUCGCGGCAACGCUCGCCCUCACCCGGGCUCUGGCUGAUGUGGCGGCGAGCAGUGCGCAGCGGCAGAGACGGGCGCGAGUCGCGCCCGGAGAGGCGGCAACCCGGUUGAGACCCGCGGCCGCCCUCGAGCAACAAACUGCCCCGCCAGGGACUCCCCGUAGACUGCGCGCCCUGCCGGCAGUCGAGGCUCGAGAAGGCGCAGAGGUGCUUGAGGGGGUCACCGCAGACAGCGGUACGCAGGGGGCGUCACCGAUGACCGCACAAGAGCAGACAAAGCCUGAGACAGGCGCCAGCCGAGAGAAACCCAGCUCCCCAUGUCCCGGCGGGAGGCGGAGGCUGGUGCGCAGAAGCGCGUUCCGGUCGCUGCGUCCCCCGUCGUCCGCAGAGCGAGAGGACGCGACCACCCUCGCGCUUCUGCUGCUCCUCGGGCAAGCGUCCCUCCUUCAAGCACGCCAAACACGCCUAUUCGCUCUCCCGCCUGGGCUGCUGCCCGCGGAGCCCCUGCCGUUCUUUGCUUCAUCGUCGACUCCGACCGCCGCUCCAGUCCCCCCCCAUGGGGCGCCGCCUGCGGAGUCACGGGCCCCCGCAAGCGCGACUUCCGGUGGAGCGGAGGCGGAAAGCGCGAAGGCAUCUUCUGCCAGCUCGACUGCGGUCGCCGCCGCCUCUCGUGACCCCAACGAGGCGAUGGUGAAGUUUCGCUUUGGGGACGAGCGCCACGCCGAGAUCUGCACGUAUCCGAGCCUCGUGAACCGGGCCUUCCGCUGUGGGGCGUCCGCGCUGGCUCUCCGGGGGGGGCUCGUGGACCCACGGGUAUGGGGCCUGCUGGCGUGGACAGCCAUGCAGGCGUUCGACUUGCCUGCCUGUGCAGAGUUUGCGCGAAAAUCGCUUCUUCUUGACCGCCGAGACACGCGCGUCUGGCUGCUUCUCGCCUGGGCGCAGUCCGGCCGCCUACCCGUUCUGGCACCCUCGCUCGAGGCUCUUGCACGCGACCGCGCCGAGGGACAGGGCGGCGGGGACUGGGCUCGGACGCUGGGUACGGGGCCUGCAGGGACAGGCCCUGAGACCCCGCCGGCGCCCCGGGCGCCCUGCAAAGAAGACGACAGCUCUUCCGCGCCCGCGCAGGGUUUGGGGCAGGGGUACUCUCGCGUGGACUCUGCAUGCGCGCCAGGGUCUGAGCCCGCGAUCUUCCCAGGCCUCACGGCGGGCCAGUACCGCCCCCCUCCCUUUCCUGUGGCGCCCGUUCUGAACCCCGCCUACGUCGCUCCCGUGCAAGUGCUCGCAGGGCGGGGCCCGGUCGGGGCGUCUGCCCCCGCAGUUGAGGCGGGCCUUCUUCCUUUUCUCGCUGUCGUGGAGAGUGCGCUUGAGGAGCACCCGACAAGCUUGUCUCUUGUCAUUGCGAAAACGUGGACACAGGCUCGCCAUUCGCCCUUGUUUCGCCUCUUCACUUUCGGAGAGAGUCUGGGGCCCGCGUCGCCCUCUCAGCUCCCCCCGCUCCACGCGUACUGCCCGGCGGCGCCUUCUGAAAGCGACGGGCUGGAGGGCCUCGCCACGCUCCGCUGCAGUGAGAGGCAGCCCCGGGGCAUGGAUCAAGCUCGCGCCGACCUACACCGUCCCGCAAAUAAUGUCGCCAACGGAGAGACGGGUGUCUCAACCGCCUCCGCCUCUGGCGCUGGGCUCCGGUUCAUUGGAGAGGCCAAGCCGGCGGCCGUCGAGGACGGCAUCGCAGCGGUAAGCCGUAGACGAGUGGGGACCACUGUCCCUGCAAGCGUCGACGGAGCCCCGCGGACUGAGGCGCCUUGCGGCGUGUCUCUCGGAGGGGAGGAGACAGCUUGGGAGGUGACAAGUGCAUCGAACAGCAACUUCGCGAGUUGCGGACUUUUUUGGCGAGCAGAGGAACGACGGCACACGGCUCUGAAUAUGGAUACGCCAGGGCUUUCAUCCUUCCCCGAGUUAGGUCUGGAUGCCGCAGAGGCCCUCCUGGAGUCAGAGUCGUGCAGCUCCGCGGACUCGAGCACCAGUGAAGACUCCAGUGAAGACCCCGAUGACGACUUUCGGUUCGCGAGUGACAGGCGAGCGACGAGCGACGGUGCAGAGGGACGGGAGAGAGAAGAAUGGUACUAUGCCGCGGAGCGACGCCCCACCCCGUCAGCUGUAUCUGGCGCCUCUAAGGCUCCUCUUGAGUCAUCUCUUCUGAAGACACGCCGCGCGCGCCAGCGAAAAGGGCCUCAUGACUUCGCGUCCGCGCGGUCGCGAAGGGCCGCGCGCCUCCUGUCUGUGCAGACGACGCUGCAGCAAAUUGAGGGGUUUUUUGCGGCUGUCGAGCGCGAGAGCGAUCCAAGCCGCUUCGCAAAUUCGUCCGCAGCCACGCAGCCUUUCUGCAUCCGCUGCUGCGCCGCCCAGCACGUUCAUCUGCUUCCGUGCGCCAUGCAUGCCCUUCAGCGGCUAAGCGCCGAGCUCGCGACCGUCGGCCUGGGCUACGCCCCGUUCUCCACCUCGUCCGGUGUCCCCUCCCCCGGCGCGGGGGGCCGUCUAACGACGGGCGAGCCCUCGAUCUCGCCGCGGGGCGCGCCCGCGGAUCGAGGCGGCCUCGCCUGCGCCUUUCUGUCUGCCGCGCAGCUCGCAGCAUCAGGGGCCACCGAGGCCGCGGCCCGGCAGCUGAGCCACGCGGAGGGCGUGAUGCGCCAGCCAGCGAGCCUCGGCCUCGCAGCGGCAUCCGGAGAGCGUCUGCAUCUGGCGCAGGCGUCGACCCUGGUCACUGCCUGCGUGCUCCACGACUGCGCCAUGGAGCCGCUUCUGCGCCAGCAGGGACGACGCGGACCGCCUGAAAGCCCGGCUCAGAUUCUCCGCCAGCGACAGAAAGAUCUGCAGCAGCACGCCCUCGGCUUCGCGAACGACCCCUACAGUCCGUUCUAUUCAAGGCCACGGUCCUCGACCCCGAGCGGAGACAGAACUCGCCCGCCGCCGCGCCGGCCCGAGCCCGUCGGCGCCGCGUGUGUGAUUGACGCCAAACACCUUGAGCGAGAGACUGUCGGCUGGAUGGCUCUUGUGGAGCUCCUCUGCCAUCUCCGCGCGGACUCGGCCUGUGUCUGGGCCGCGCUGCACGUGGCUGAGCUCUAUCUGCACUAUUUCCGAGGCGUCGCCGCCCCCGCGACAGUCGAGCUCCACGUCGGGGGGGCACACGCCGCGGAGCACGGGCCCAGAGGCGCCGGCGCCCGCCGAGGCCGCUCUGGGCGCGACAGAGACCCUCGCCGCGCCGAGGACGCAUGCGACAGCGAGCCGAGUGGCCCGUGCGACUCUGACGCAGCCCGCGGACUCUCGGGACGUACGGAGGGGGGGCACCGACAGCCUGCGAACGGCGGGGAAGCCGGGCACACCCCCCGGGCGUCCUACAGUGACUGUGGCAGGCAAGGACCUCGGAAGCCCGACCCCGCUUGCGCGCGCUGCGGAGCCGCCUGCGCUGCAGGCGGGCGAGAGGCGUUCCUUCACUUCGCGCGCAUGCGGACGCGCUCCCCUCUGCGGGCCCGUGGCGCCGCUGGCACAGGCACAUCGAACUCUGGCCUGUUCGCCCCCGGCUCGGGGACGGGGUGGCAGCCUGGCGAGCUGCUUGGCGUGAAGAUUGAGUUUUUGCGGCUCUAUGCUGAGUAUUUCUAUAUCGAGGAUGAGGCCGAGGAGGCGCGCGCGGAGGCACCCUCUCGCUUCUUGCCUCGGUUUCCGCAGCGGGCGGCGAAGCAGCAGGCCUACUUCCCUGGCAGGCUGACCUCGACGUCUCCAUCGGAGGGGUCUGACGACUUCUGCGGCUCCAACGAACGUCCCCGUCACUACGCGCCGCAUUCGCGGGCCUCCUCACCGAACGGGGGGCACAGCCAGUCGUCGAGGUCUUCGCCGCCAAACCCGAGGAGCCCGCACUCGCCGCGCUGCCGGCGUUCUGUCAGACCACCGGCCUGGCUUGCCUCACGCCGGCGCCACAGCGUCACCAGUGCCGCCGCGCCCCUGCGGGCGCACUGCCACGCGUCGUGGGGAUCCAGGCGAAGCGGGGGGCGGAAUGGAGACAGUCUCCUCCGGGAGACGCUCCUGCCGCGCGAGGACGGCGAGGAAGGCGUCCCCUUCGCGGGGGUCACAGCCGCCGCGGCUGUCUCUGCGGCUCUGGCUGAAGGAGCCAGGGGCCCGCCCGAGCUCUCGCGGGCUGGCGAUCGGUGCGGCGCGUGGGCGGCGGGCCUCUCGGGCGUCGCCGACUCCUCCCCGAGGAGCUGCCGGAGUCUGAGCCUGCUUCUCGAAAAAGUGCAAAGCUUCCGCAAGCUGCAUCCGUUCUCGCGCCCGGCGCAGCUGCUUGAGGCGCGUCUUCUCUAUCGGCAAACAGACUUGGGGAAGGCUUUGGCGCUGCUGAGGGGCCUUCUCACGCUGGACACUCAGGAGCUGUGUCUGGAUGGAGACACCGACUUUCUGCAAGAAAGUCUCGGGGUGUAUCUGUAUGGGAAGUGCUUGCAAGCGCUGGGGCAGUUCGAUCCGGCCUCGAGGGCCUUCGACCGCGCCAUGCGGCUCUACUUCCACGCGCCGAUGAUGAAGGCGGGCCUUAUCGAAGUCAACGAGACCUCCGGGCCAGGGGCUUCACUGGUGGGGUAG